Molecule: messenger RNA, 1130 nt
Organism: Notolabrus celidotus (New Zealand spotty)
Lineage: Eukaryota; Metazoa; Chordata; Actinopteri; Labriformes; Labridae
Gene: clec3a
Product: C-type lectin domain family 3, member A
Exons: 3
Coding region: 1-603 (200 amino acids)
Source: RefSeq, a predicted model, not a curated record
AUGGCACGUCUGGUCCUCCAUGUCUUCAUCAUUCUGUGCUUCUCUUUGCUCCACGGCAGCUCCAGCCGUCCAUCUCGCACCAGGAAGGCAGUGUCACCACGAGUUCAUGGGUGUGCGGCUGCAGAGGAAGACGAUGUGAAGUCCCAGCUUGAGAGGUUGUGGCUGGAGGUGAAUUCACUGAAAGAGAUGCAGGCGUUACAGACAGUCUGUCUCAGAGGAAUCAAAGCUCACAGGAAAUGUUACCUGACAAUCGAGGAACCCAAACAUUACCAUGAAGCAAAUGAAGACUGCAUUGCACAAGGAGGGACUCUUGCAACACCCCGGGACAUGAUGGAAAACAAUGACCUGAGAGACUAUGCAAAGAGAAGCGCUCCUGGAUCCAAGGACUUCUGGAUCGGUGUGGCUGACAUAGUGAAAGAGGGCCAGUAUGUUGAUGUCAACAGCAUACCAGUCAGCUACUUAAACUGGGACCGCUCCAAGAAGCAGCCCACGGGAACCAAGAGGGAGAGCUGUGUGGUUCUGUCAGUGGCUGCACAAGGAAAGUGGUACGAUGAGGUGUGUCGCAGCCUCAAAAAGUACAUCUGUGAAUAUGUCAUUCCAUAAAGGAGACAGAUGGUCAUUUAUGAGAGUCAGUCCUUGAAGUUCUGCAAGUAUGUGUUGUCAAAUAUGUGUUAAAACACAAUGGAAACAAGACUUCCCCAUUUGUAAUGAAAUUCAAAUAAAUGUGAGGUACAGAACAGCAUGACAUGUGGGAUAUUCUGGAAACCUAAAGGUAAAAAUGUGUUUUUUGUUACAGCAAUUUCAUUAUGUAAACACACAUUUUGUUCUUUAUGUUUAUGAAUAACCACCAUUUAGUUCCCCAGUUAAUUACCCAGAUCUAACAGCUCAAUUUGCAAUGUGGAUGCAAGUCAAAUAAGUGUUUCAUAUUAACUUGACUGAUGGUUGUUUUCCGGAGCCUGAAACUGAACUAACAAAGCCAUAAAAAAAAGUUUGUAAUUUAAUUUUGGACCAAUGCACGUGGGAGUUACACAACAUAGAUAUGAUCUGUAAUAGACACUGCUUGUACAUCCAACUCUAUUUUUACAAUCCCUGUGAAAAAAAUCAAGCAUGGACAGAAGCAGAUGGUGGGU